UCCAGACCCCUUUCCUGUAUUUCUUUUUGCUUCUUCCUCUCCUCUUUCUCCCCGUGUUAUAUCUCUAUUCUCUAAAAGGCGACCACUUUCGCUGUUUCUCUCUAAUCUGUUGUUGCGGCUGAGAACUGACCCAGUUCCAUAAAGAUUGGUGCCAUUUGAUUUCACUCCCGUGAAUGUGCUUUUGUUGCAAGCCUUAAUGAGAUAUACAGUGUGCUGGUCUUGGAGGCUGAAGCUCUCAUGUUAAGGUACGAUUCGGUAGAGAAGCUAAUUCAGGACUUGGCUGUUUUGGUAGCUGUUCAGAAGCUGGAGAGACAUGGAUCACAUAGGUGACAAAGACAAGUUUGCGGUAGAGAAGAACAGUAGUGUUAAUAAUGUAAGCUGUGAUUCGGUUAACAAGCCAGCAGACUGGCGAGUCUGUGUUUCUAAUCCAGUGUCUUUGCCUACGGAUUCAUAUCCUCCAGGGGAUCCUAUGUCUGUUGGUCCAUCAUCUUUUUCUCAAUCUCAGAUGAUGAAUUCAUUUAGUAAAGCUCUAUGGCAUGAUCCCUCCAGUGUACAGACCACAGGGUUUGGCAGUUUCAGUGUCCAGACUGAUGCAGGUUCUUCGGGUGUAUUGGGUGUUGCAGAUGGCAAUCUUGGCUCUUUCAGGAAUAAUGUUGAUAGACCUCUUGAAACGGGUUGGAAUCUUUCUAAUCCGUUGCCUAAUGGAGACAUUCUUCUUCUGCCUAAUGCAAAUGGGUUCUUCCCCCAUAGCAUGGCUCAGAUCCCAGCUGAUUCGGGCUUCAUUACUCGUGCUGCAAGGUUUUCGUGCUACGGUAGUGGGAUUUUUGGUGAAAUGUUGAACCAACCUCUUGGAGUUCCUGAACCAAUUGGUUUGUAUUCUCAAGUGUGUGGAACAAUGCAACGGCUGCAGGAUAUGCCAGUGGGAACUGUAGCCAAACAAGCUCAUGGAGGACAAUGCUCGGGGAAUGAACUAAAUGUCGGUGAACUUCCAAAGGAUGCUUCUACGGCAGUAAGAGAUGGGUUCAAGAAUGAUGCAGGAACUGUGAUCCAUGUUGGAGCCAACGAAGAAGUUAAAGUAGAUAAACCUGGAUGCAGUCAUAUGUCUGAUGAAACUCGAUCCAGUGGUGGUAAUGGUCGAAAUGAACUGCAAGUUGGGGAAUUGAAAUCUGGGGAAACCCCUUCCAAGUGCUUUGAUAGGAAGAAAAGGAAAAUAAAUAGCCAGGGUUAUGAGCCUAACCAGUCAAGCAGAGCUCUGCAGUCAGGUGAAGAACCAGACAACAAUGGUGAGAAAAAGGAAAAUUAUGAGCGAAAUACCAAUUUGUCUCCUAAGAAGACAAGUGGAGGGAAACAAGCUUCUGAUCCUCCAAAGGAAGGAUAUAUUCACAUGAGGGCUCGAAGAGGCCAGGCCACAAACAGCCAUAGUCUUGCAGAAAGAGUAAGGAGAGAAAAGAUUAGUGAAAGGAUGAAGUUCCUUCAAGACCUUGUGCCGGGUUGCAAUAAGGUCACAGGGAAGGCAGUUAUGCUCGAUGAAAUCAUUAACUAUGUCCAGUCACUACAACGACAGGUCGAGUUCUUAUCAAUGAAACUCGCAACCGUAAAUCCUCAGCUUGAGUUAAACCUCGAUGGCCUCAUGGCUAAAGAAGCCCUUCAGCUACGACCUGGUCCCUCAUCUGCACCACCAUUUCCCCAAAGCAUCAUGCCAAUGGCUUAUCCUCCUCUACCGCAUCUUUCCCAACCUGGAUUCAUGGAACCGACUCUCUCUUGCAUGAGAAAUCCAUCUGAUGUCCUUAGGCAAACUGUCACUUCCCCAUUGUCUCCCAUGAAUGAAGGAGGAUUCAAGCGACCGGAAACACAGGGAUGGGAGUGUGAUCUGCAGAAUGUUGUUCACGUGUGCUAUGGAACCGAUGCUACACCUGAAAAUCAAGAAGCAACUGGGUCUCUUCCACCUGCUGACAUGAAGGUUGAGCAGUGACGUUUCGUCCCUCGUUAUCGUUUGCCCCAAGUGGUAAUUAUAUGUCGUUGGUUAUACCAACACAAGCAGAGCAAUUGAAAUACUGCGUCGGCUUGUCUAAAACAUCCAGAUUCCAACCAGAAUGUGGAAAAUGGAAAAGGAAAGAAGAUUGGAUCUUGUUUCUGUAAUCUGUACAGCUGGGGAAGACUCAUCUGAUUACCCUUCACUCUGGUUGAUUCCAAGUGGGAGAAAGAGAUAGAAGUGAAAGUCCUUUUUAUAAUGGAGAGGGAGAUUUGGGGUGUUGGAAAGAUCUGUGCUUUCACUAUGUUCUUGUUUUGUGUAUAGAUAGGUGGAUAUAGAAGUGAAAAUAUUUGAUGUAAUUUCUCUAUGAUCAACAUGAACAUGAUUUACCUUAGGUUUUUAUAGAAGAGGAGAUGCCCUUUAUUCACA
Molecule: messenger RNA, 2401 nt
Organism: Tarenaya hassleriana
Lineage: Eukaryota; Viridiplantae; Streptophyta; Magnoliopsida; Brassicales; Cleomaceae
Product: transcription factor bHLH49-like
Exons: 9
Coding region: 314-1972 (552 amino acids)
Biological process (GO): regulation of DNA-templated transcription
Cellular component (GO): nucleus
Molecular function (GO): DNA-binding transcription factor activity; protein dimerization activity
Source: RefSeq, a predicted model, not a curated record